AGCGACGCGUUCUGGGGUCAAGGUCCCGACAAACCGUUGAGGGAGGCGGUUAUGGACUGCGUGGAGUACUUUGUUGCCAUCGCCAACUGGGAGUCGGGAGCUAAGCCGCCGGCCAUGCUCAUCAUGCCGCCUGCUAAUAUCCACCUCACGAAGAUCGACGACCCUACGCAGCGCAAUCCGGCUUUGCAGAGAGCAAGGGCCGUCGAGAAAAUCGUGAUGCGAGCGAUCCACGGGUGGAUCUUCAAGUCAUCAUCAAGAUCGAAUGGCUUCGCACGUGCGGAGUCCUACAUCACCUUGGACUAUGCCACUGGCGUCGCGCGUACUGUGUGGCAAGGCUUGGAAUGGUCGAGAGUGGUUUCCCCGACGCUCGUCUACUACACAUUGCCGAUGAAGAUGGACGUGCCUCUGUGGUUCACGGGGUUGAAAAUCGUCAACAGGCCUGAAGAUGAUGACAUGGCCGCACAGCAGGAGGCGACAAUCAUUUGCGUGGCGGACUGCUGGACGGAUGCGUUGCAGUGUGAGCAGUGGGCAGACAGUGGUAGGUUGAAGCACGAUAGGCUGUCUAGACUCGUGGAUUGUCUGCGUUAUCUUGUAAGUGCUUGCAUGUGGAUCAUGCGAAUGGGUGGCGACGACUAUCGCUGGCACUACGACGCGGGAUACUUUGCUGCACUCACCGCAAAGCCCACCCUCGUUGCUGAGGGCUCUUACGCCUUCAACUAGAGGCGUCACAUCGUCGACACGACGAACAUCGUAUUAAAUCGCCUGGGGAAGCCACACAUCACGAUGGGAGAGUAUCCGCAAUGCAAUGCGUCCCG
Molecule: messenger RNA, 815 nt
Organism: Chara braunii
Lineage: Eukaryota; Viridiplantae; Streptophyta; Charophyceae; Charales; Characeae
Source: the annotation of a GenBank genome assembly